Physcomitrium patens is the source of this 881-nucleotide messenger RNA. The record is from RefSeq and is a predicted model, not a curated record. NCBI's taxonomy places the organism in Eukaryota, Viridiplantae, Streptophyta, Bryopsida, Funariales, Funariaceae.
CCGGCCUCGUCAGAUCCGGGCUGGUAUGGGGAAUGGGGGCUCAGGGGAAGAGCACACGGAUGGCAGAGAGGGAGAGAUGAUGCGAUGAUGCGAUGAUGCAAGCGGGGUGAAGCAUCUCGCCCCUGCCUGCUCUCAUUCUCAUGCUCCGCCCCGCUUUUCGCUGCUAAAUCCUUGCGCCUCCACUGUGUGCUCCCCUGGUCUUGAAUACGGGUUUAGUGGGUGGGUUCCUUCACACUGCUUUCCACGCCCCACUCUGUUUCAUCGACCGAGAGUUGUGUGGCACUUCACUGCAGCAGCUCUUUGCGUGGUCCUGUUUCCCUCGGCGUCCACAGAGGUUUGUGGGUGCAGAAGUUGGCAGAUAUGGCGAAGGAAGGGGCGAGGCAUUUGGUGAGCAACAUUGGCGGAGUUUUGCCGAAACAUGAGGUCCUCAAGUCGACUGAAGAGUACGAGAAGUAUCAUGCUAUGCACGGAGGCGACAAAGAAGCAAGAAAGAGCAAUUACACUGACAUGGUGAACAAGUACUACGACCUUGUUAACAGCUUCUACGAGUAUGGGUGGGGAGAGUCUUACCACUUUGCCAACAGAUGGCGCGGGGAAACGCUUCGUGAAAGCAUUAAACGACACGAGCAUUUUCUGGCUUUGCAUCUUCAUUUGAAACCAGGAAUGAAGGUGUUGGAUGUCGGGUGUGGAAUUGGUGGUCCUGCUCGUGGAAUCGCGGCAUUUAGGCGAGUUCUCUGCUUUUCCACUCUGAACUAGGCAACGUGUUAGGCAUGUGAGUUGUUUUAGGAGGUUUUGGAGAUGGGGUCGGUUGGUUGAUCCAGUUAGUUUGAUUGACGCGCAAGGACGCAUCACCUGUCAGCAAGAUGUGAUACAUGUUGAAA